GUCCACCUUUAAAGGCUGCACUAGACAAAGCUACUGCACUCCCUCCCCCAUGAGCAUCCGAGUGCCUUCCUUCCAUAAACGGAGAGUCAACAAGUGUUGCCAGAAAGACCUUUGCAACUCGGGAGCGGUGGAAUUCCCGCCCCUGCGGCUCAACCUGAAUGGAAUGCAGUGCCCUGGAUGCUUGUCAUCGGAUCCGAAAUGCCCGCCCACCGAGAUAAUCAACUGCCGAGGCUGGGAGGUCUUCUGUGUCUUCUACGAAGUGUGGGUUGAUGAGGGUGGCAGCGUCUCCACUUUUUCAAAGAGAGGCUGUGGAAAUAAGGAAUCCUGCAUGCACGAGCCAAACAUCAUAGGCGUGCCUGGACUAUUUGUGGAAACGAUCAGGAAGACAGAAUGCACUCACGCUCCCAUGCUGCGCUUCAAGUAGCUAGUCCCUCCGGAGGAAAACCGUUGAAGCUGCGACUCUGGCAAGAACCAAACCUCUGCUGAAGUGUCUCUCAGCUUUCCAGCUUCUGCGUCCAAAAGUGUCUUCCUGGGGAGGCGAUCCUCAUAGCCUCGUUGGGUGGGACAGGCAGCUCCGUUUCCUUUGUUACCCAAUCGAAGUGAAUAAAAUCCUGCCCCAAAUCAUGCUUCUUGAA
Molecule: messenger RNA, 635 nt
Organism: Heteronotia binoei (common prickly gecko)
Lineage: Eukaryota; Metazoa; Chordata; Lepidosauria; Squamata; Gekkonidae
Product: phospholipase A2 inhibitor and Ly6/PLAUR domain-containing protein-like
Exons: 3
Coding region: 50-424 (124 amino acids)
Source: RefSeq, a predicted model, not a curated record